CAGCACCAGUUGCAUAAUCCUUCUAUUUGCCCAGAGCCACUUUUUGUCCCGAAGCUUGCUGCCCUGGGAGGGGACUGAAGAAGGCACCUAGCAAAGACUGGGCAGAGAAGGGAGUCAGUGGAGAACAAGGGGUGUGCGGGGUCCCCCGGCCUUCAGCAGCCACGCAGGAAGAUGGAGGCCCACAAUGUGACUGCCCCGCUCAACUUCACCCUCCCACCCAACUUCGGCAAGCGCCCCACUGACAAGGCACUGAGCGUCAUCCUGGUGUUCUUGCUGCUCAUUAUCAUGCUCUCACUGGGCUGCACCAUGGAAUUCGGCAAGAUCAAGGCUCACUUCUGGAAGCCCAAGGGGCUGGCCAUCGCCCUGAUAGCGCAGUAUGGCAUCAUGCCCCUCACUGCCUUCACGCUGGGCAAGGUCUUCCAGCUAAACAACAUUGAGGCACUGGCCAUUCUUGUCUGUGGCUGCUCCCCGGGUGGGACCCUGUCCAACGUCUUCAGUCUGGCCAUGAAGGGGGACAUGAACCUCAGCAUCGUGAUGACCACCUGCUCCACCUUCUUUGCCCUGGGCAUGAUGCCCUUCCUCCUGUAUGUCUACUCCAGGGGGAUCUAUGAUGGGGAUCUGAAGAGCAAGAUACCCUACAAAGGCAUUGUGAUAUCACUAGUCCUGGUUCUCAUUCCCUGCACCAUUGGGAUCUUCCUCAAUGCCAAACGGCCACAAUAUGUACGCUAUGUCCACAAGGGAGGGAGGAUCAUCAUGCUUUUGUUAAGCGUGGCCAUCAUAGCACUUUCUGUCAUCAAUGUGGGCAAGAGUAUCAUGUUUGUCAUGACACCACACUUGCUGGCCACCUCCUCCCUGAUGCCUUUCAUUGGCUUCCUGCUGGGCUACAUCCUCUCUACGCUUUUCCGCCUCAAUGGACGGUGCAGCCGCACUGUCAGCAUGGAAACUGGAUGCCAAAAUGUUCAGCUUUGUUCCACCAUUCUCAAUGUGACAUUCCCCCCUGAAGAGAUUGGACCGCUUUUCUUCUUCCCUCUCCUUUACAUGAUUUUCCAGCUUGGAGAAGGGGUUCUUCUCAUCUUCAUUUUUCGGUGCUGUGAGAAAAUCAAGCCUUCCAAGGAUAAAACAAAAAUGACCUACACAGCUGCUGAAAUUGAAGAAACCAUUCCAGGAACUCUAGGAAAUGGCACCCACAAAGGGGAGAAGUGCUCCCCUUGCACAGCCUGGUCAGAGGACAAUUCAGUGCAAUCAAAUGGAGGAGAGCAAAAGAUGAAAGAACACCAGAGCCCUGUGUCGAGUCUCUCUAGCAAUGCCAGCAGGAACUAUCAGAACUGA
Neomonachus schauinslandi (Hawaiian monk seal) is the source of this 1329-nucleotide messenger RNA. RefSeq names its product solute carrier family 10 member 1 (gene SLC10A1). Gene Ontology annotation, molecular function: bile acid:sodium symporter activity. Lineage: Eukaryota; Metazoa; Chordata; Mammalia; Carnivora; Phocidae. Gene Ontology annotation, biological process: bile acid and bile salt transport. Gene Ontology annotation, cellular component: membrane. The coding region runs from base 172 to 1329 and encodes 385 amino acids. The record is from RefSeq and is a predicted model, not a curated record. The transcript has 5 exons.